AUAUAAAGAGGUCUUUCUUUUUCUCAAGUCAUCCAUUGCAGCUCUCAAGAACAAAAGAAAAAUCAGAGAAUUCCUGAUACCCCAGCAAGUCUUCCAGUUAUAACCGAUCAUGAUCUCCGUCGUAAUCAUCACUGGUCUACUAGUGGAGUACACAGCAGCUCUCGCAAAACUCACCGCAGGGAUUAUUCCGAGACGGCAAGGAGACAGCAACGUCGUACGAGUUGGUGGUUUCGUCUUGCCUUGUCCUUCUCCGUCCAGUACUAUUCGGUCGUCACCGAUACCUGACUUUUCUUCUCAUCUUGUAGAUUUCUGAUCUGUGACGACUUUUAGAGAUUUUUAUUUUGGAUUUUGUCAUCUUUUUUUAAUCUCUUCUAGAAGAGUGACGGCGGAGAUUUUUCCCUUGAGUGUGUCUCUAUGCCCUCUCUUCCUCUUUGUAAAUCUGUAUCGAAAUAUAAUAGAGAUUUUAUAUGAUUUUGAUGAA
Brassica napus (rape) is the source of this 481-nucleotide messenger RNA. RefSeq lists its product as uncharacterized. The transcript has a single exon. Bases 110 to 313 code for a protein of 67 amino acids. NCBI's taxonomy places the organism in Eukaryota, Viridiplantae, Streptophyta, Magnoliopsida, Brassicales, Brassicaceae. The record is from RefSeq and is a predicted model, not a curated record.